Patiria miniata (bat star) is the source of this 3707-nucleotide messenger RNA. Its product is annotated as monocarboxylate transporter 13-like. Gene Ontology annotation, molecular function: monocarboxylic acid transmembrane transporter activity. NCBI's taxonomy places the organism in Eukaryota, Metazoa, Echinodermata, Asteroidea, Valvatida, Asterinidae. The transcript has 4 exons. Gene Ontology annotation, biological process: monocarboxylic acid transport; transmembrane transport. The record is from RefSeq and is a predicted model, not a curated record. Bases 65 to 1555 code for a protein of 496 amino acids.
UCAAUGCCAGGCGUUUAUAUUUUAUUGUAGCGUAUUGUUCCUAGUCAGAACCGAUUGAUUAGCCAUGACUGAAUUCGUGCGAAGGUUUGGCAGGCAUCGACGACGUAAGAGCCCCGCGAGGAACUCCUCGGGACGCAGUGAAUGGCAUGGUUGGGGAAUAGUGGUGGUCCUUGCUGCACAUCUCAGCAUAGCGCUACUGGACGGCUUACUGCGAGGCAUCGGCGUCUUUUUCCUGAGCUGGAGGGACGAUUUCGACUCAAGCGCCCAAGCAACGGCGGCCGUUUCGAGUAUUCUCACUUCCGUUUACUCCUUUUCUGUGCUAUUAGGCGGCGUGAUGACGAAACACUGUGGAUGUAGAACAACGGGAAUAUUUGGAGGCAUGCUCACGUCUGUCGGCAUAUUCAGCAGCCACUGGGUGAAGGAAAUAUACCAGUUGUACAUUGCAGCCGCAGUACUAGGUGUUGGUCAAGGCGUGGCAUUCAACGCAGUCACCGUAGCUGUUGCCAUGCACUUCAAGAGUCAAUUCAAGACAGCCUAUGCCGUGGCGUAUGCCGGGGGUGGAGUGGGCGGAAUAGCCAUACCUCCGCUACUUCAACUGCUACUGGAAGCCUACGGCUGGAGGGGCGCCAUGUUGGUGAUAUCAGCGAUUGCAGCAAAUUUGAUCGGGCUUAGCGCCCUCUGCCGACCGCCCAGGAGUGAGCGUUGUUUGCAUGCGGCAAACACUCUGGAAGUUCAGAUGCGAAGUUCUUUUGACGAAAGUGUGGCUGAUGGCUCGAACAUGAGAAGCGAGGACCACAGUGUGUCCGACGCUGACUUUCCGGAAGUCGGGGAAUCUGGUGGAGAGCGCCCUGCCAACUCAACCACUGAUGACUUCACAGAAAUCGAUUCAAUUAAAACAGGCUCUAAAUCCGUGAAACUGACCCAUCCCCUGCGUGGAUUCGCUUCCGCCGUAGGGUUGGACCUCUUCGUCAAGAGCUAUCGGUUCACCCUCGUGUGUCUCUCAACGAUCGAACUAGGCUUUGCUUCCUACGGCUGUUCGCAGUUCAUCAUUCCGCGCGCUGAGAGCACCGGUGUGGCGCCCUCCAGCACCGCACUCUUGCUAAGUAUGUACGGCGUAGGACUUCUGGUGGGUCGCCUCGGAAACGGGCUGCUGAUCGUCUGUCGAAUGUCUGCUGAGACCGCGAGCGGUUUCUGCCUUUCCAUGGCCGGUGUCUCGCUGCUGCUGAUGAACGUGGACAGCUAUGUGUCGAUGGCCUUGGCUACCUUUACUCAGGGCUUGACAAGCGGAGCCAUUUAUACUAUUUUCAUUGUCCAGAUUCGCCAUUAUGUUGGCUUGGAGCACUUCGGCGUAGCCGUAGGAUUGAACUGCAUAUUUAAUGGUAUUGGCGGCUUGUGUGGACCUCUAAUAUCCGGCCUGCUGUAUGACGUGACGGGCAGCUACAAGACAAUCUUCUACCUACUUGCCGGGGUGUACUUCGCCGGCGCAUUGCAGACGCUGUUCUUCCCGCUGUUGAAACGUCUGGAGCCGGGGGUUGAGAACACCGAACAUCGCUGAUUUCAAACAGUGGUGUCGCAUUGGACCUCUAACCCCAGCAUUAGGAAAACAAUGUGUGGAUUUAGGUUUUUUGGUCCCUAAGUUCUGCCUUUCUGCCUUUCUCCGUUGGUUUUCCACUUUUGACCUAAAGAAAACUGCGCAAUGUGCUUCAUUGUCUAGGCCUACUUUUCUAUCGUUCUUAUGUCAUUUUUAAUCACCAACCUCUUAAUCCAACAAAUUGUACUCACUAACUGCAUGAAGGUAGGAGAUGCUAACUGAUUCCAAGUUAAGAAAAGAAGCAGUCUGCUGUGUUCCGGUUUAGUAUGAAAGUCGGACUUUGUGAAAAAUGGACUCCCUGAUUGCGUUGCGCAUGUCUCAUUGUACAGUAUAGUGAUAAUUCCCAGUCACAUUUAACGCCGUUUAGGAGUCCUUUUCAUGUUAAUGAGACAAGACAGGAGUCCGAAUUGUAUAAUUCACAUGAUUCUUUGUUGCAAAAAUGAAUGCAUUUAUACAACCAUUUAUAUGAAAUUGUAUAACCAUUUAUACGACCACAUUCUCCUCCAAAACAAGGAACAUUGGAAUCUUAGUCUGCCAACAGAGGGCGUUAUCACGUGCUUUACACAAGGCGCCCAAAACCAACAAAUUCAUAAACAGAGGGCGUUGUUUACCCGAAGCUACAUUUUGACUACCUUUAGAUUUAUGCACUGUAAUUUUGUUUCGCGUGAAACAGAAUACACGACUGCAACACGGAUCUGAAUAUGGAUUUAUACUAAUGUAUGUAAAUUUGGAGCGUCAAAUCUGGGUGGCCGUGGGAUAACAUUAAAUUGUUCUGAAAUGUUGGUUAGCGAACAUAACUUUGGUCGCGAAAUGCCCCAUUGUCUUCAUUGGUAUUGAAAAAUGCACAUUUUAUGUGCAAGUAUAUACUGUUUGCGUCAAACAUACCAAUAUUCGUCUGCACGCUUAUGUACACGUGGGGAAACCAACGUUUCUCUGAGUCACAAUUCAGUAUCAUUUGUUGGAAUAUUAUUUACGCCGUAAAGAGAUAUUUUAUGUGGGAUUGUGAGUAAGUUUCUUAAGAGAAGGGGCCAGAAGUUUUGAUGUGCAUUUAGCUGAAUCUGGCUCUGACCUUUCGGUCACCCUGUAUUGCUGAAAAAGUUACUCCAUUGAAAACAGCUUCAGGUGUAAGGUUUUGUAAGCGCUAUUUAUCAUUCCGCAGGAUCAACAAUGUGGAAAUACUUGGACAGAGUAACACCUGUAGGUGUGAAACUGUGGAGCGAAAGGCGUGAAUACAGGGCUGUUGUGCAUGACUUCAGGUUGGAAAGGCAUAUACUACAUGUAGCUUUAAUGUCUGUAACUGUUGAGAGGAGGAGGUGUGUUGUUGAAUAUUGCUUUAGGACAAAUUAACAGAGUAUAAGCGCGCAGGCUUCUUACUGCAGUGAAACCCUCCCCUGUGUUAUUUCUGGCCGACCUCGUCCCGGAUUAGGGGGUUACAAAUCAAAUCACAUUAAACUAGGCUCAAGCCAUUACCCGAAGUCAGUAUCAAUCAAAACCCAAUUAGAAUUCACCAAGGUGUGACCGGGGAUUCUAGAUCACAUCGUCCCUGAGGGGGUUCGACAUACGUCAUGCAUAAUAUCGUCAUCAGGGCUCAAAGCCUAGCGGAUGUGAUUUACAAUUUUGGUAGGACAGACACAUUCCCCGGAGGGUUUCUCCAAAUACAACGUGCAUGGCUCUCAUAUCUAGAGCACCUGGGUAUACCACAGACUGCAUGUUCUAUGCAUGAGUUGGUGUUUGCAGAGCUUUGACGAUAUUUCUUAACAAGACACAUUUUCACCAAAUGCUAUCUCCAUGAAUAUAACUUGUGACUGGUAGUGGUUUUCAUUUUAAUUAAUUUCCGAAGUACGUUAUCUAAUUAACAAAAUUGAGCCGAGUAACCCUUAGCGCAACUUUCCAGGAUAUUUCUAUAACCGUGGUUGGGUAUUAAUACCAUCCUAUAUUAAAAGAUCCUACGGUGUCUGUUUGAUGUCUGUCUGAUGUCUGUGUGUCACUUUUUUUGUAAAAGGCUUAAGGACGUGUGCGGAGGCUCAAAAUGCAACGGUUAAUGGGGAGGUAUCCAGUGUAUGCAGGUCCUAUGCUACGAUUUCACUGUCCUCCGAAGUCACGUUUGGCACGUGAA